CUGCACUUUUGCCCGGCUAUCGUCGCCUUCGUAGUCUCUUCAGCACACGACCAGUCGGCAUCCUCGCGCAGAUUGUUUUCUACAUGCUGACGCAAGAAUACCUUAUUGACCUUCUAGGUUAUCAGCCGCUGCCUUUGGUAUCACCUCUACAACCACGAAAGCGAUAUGAGUGCAUUCACUGCGCCUUGCACGCAUUUGCUCCGAGAGAAGAAGUCGGAGAAGGAAGACACUUUCACAUUAUGCGACAGGACCCAUGUAAACCGGCGUCACAGGGGCAAAGCCGAUACACUAUCAUACAGCCAUCAAAAAUUGCCCGUGCAAAGUAUUAGACAACGUCAAGAACAACCAAUUGACACGCGGAGGGCUCCCGACAUGGCAGCAGAUACGACUUAUACAAAUACCGUGUCGGAGGCAAGUGUCGUCGUUCUCAACAGAGACGACGCUGAUGAGUGGAUUAACAUUCAUAAGCUUAAGAAAGAAAAGUCGGAGACAGGCAAGUCGACGCAGAGAAAGAAAUGCUGGAAAUCCUUCCGCCGCAAUUGCCAUGAUGAAAACCCGUUGGCAGCUGAGCAAGCUGAUCUGCGGGCUUCUCUAGAACUUGCUCUUCAAUCCUGCAAACACGAGGCCGACACCAUAAACGUGAAUAGGAUCGCAAGGAACAAGUCCAAACGUCCGGCUUCGAAACGAAAUGUGUUCCCCUUCUUGAACCUUCCUCGUGAGUUACGCGAUGAGGUUUACGAAGAAGCAAUCGAUCUGAGAGGUAUUACGACAAACAUCAAGAACGAACUCUCUGGCUACAUUGAAGGAAUGCGACACUUUGAUUCGAGGAGGGAGACCUAUAAAGUUCAACAGCUUUUUGAAGAUCUGAGACAGCGACAUGGCAAUCUGAAAUCGCCAACGAUCCUUCUCAUCAAUAAGCAGAUUCAUAGCGAAGCUCAAGUUAUCUUGCGUAAACGUACACUUGUAUUCGAAGCUCCUCCUGUCAACAACGUCAAUAUAUUCCCUUUCUAUCAGAUGGUGAGCCGUGGGCUUCUUCGAAAUGUCGCAGGCAUUGCUUUUGAAAUGCAGAUGAAACAACACACGGAGGCGACCAUGCUCGGCGAACUCGAGAUGGGCACGAACUGGAUUUCGUACGCUCAUCGGGGCAACGAGAGUCUCGACAAUGCCGAUGCGUGGGCGUACUUCAUGUUUGACUGCCUCGGCAUGCUUUGGGCACCGGGGCACAAUGUCAGGACCCUUUGCAUAUCUAUUGUUCACAAGACUGGUCGCAGAGAAUACAGACUAGAGCCAACCCCUUCCAAACUUGGCCGCCUUGAACAGACCAUUAAGAGCUGCCUCGAGACACGAAACCUGGACCACUUCUUCAGCCACCUCGAGUAUGCCGAGGUGCCUGUAGCGAAUUCCACAGCCUAGCAGCCGAAGUUAGAGAGAACGAGAUUUAUGCUGAAGUGCACCUAUGCAAUUGCGAAGACUGGACCAUACAUGCUCGCACUUGUUUCACACCCUCGAUGCCCCAGGCUCUUAGAAAAAAAAAAUCGGUGGUAUUAUAACAUGCUAUAAGUCAUACCACGUAAUGAGAAGGAGUUUCGGACUGGAAAACAGCCCUGUGUCUGCAUAUAUUUGGACAACCGGGACAAGCGCUUCAAGUGGGAGAAAGAGGUUGUGGAUGUCGAAAGAUACAACGUGAUCGACGUACCUAUUCAAACAGAUUCAGGUAGAACGCUGUAAGCUCUACAUUCAGCUUAAUGAAUGAGCAGGCGAAAUAGCACCUAUACGAAACAUCGAUAGCGGUGAAUCAAUACUCAAUCUUUG
Messenger RNA from Verruconis gallopava, 1812 nucleotides. RefSeq lists its product as uncharacterized. The record is from RefSeq and is a predicted model, not a curated record. The transcript has a single exon. The coding region runs from base 166 to 1413 and encodes 415 amino acids. Lineage: Eukaryota; Fungi; Ascomycota; Dothideomycetes; Venturiales; Sympoventuriaceae.